This is a messenger RNA of Hansenula anomala, 771 nucleotides long. RefSeq names its product 40S ribosomal protein eS1. The record is from RefSeq and is a predicted model, not a curated record. Gene Ontology annotation, molecular function: structural constituent of ribosome. NCBI's taxonomy places the organism in Eukaryota, Fungi, Ascomycota, Saccharomycetes, Phaffomycetales, Wickerhamomycetaceae. Gene Ontology annotation, cellular component: ribosome; cytosol. The transcript has a single exon. Bases 1 to 771 code for a protein of 256 amino acids. Gene Ontology annotation, biological process: translation.
AUGGCUGUUGGUAAAAACAAAAGAUUGAGUAAAGGUAAAAAAGGUCUUAAGAAGAGAGUUGUUGAUCCAUUCACCAGAAAAGAAUGGUUUGAUAUCAAAGCUCCAUCAACUUUCGAAAACAGAAACGUUGGUAAAACUUUAGUCAACAAAUCAACUGGUUUGAAAAACGCUGCUGACGCUUUAAAAGGUCGUGUUGUUGAAGUUUCAUUAGCUGAUUUACAAGGUUCAGAAGAUUACUCUUUCAGAAAUGUUAAAUUAAGAGUUGAUGAAGUUCAAGGUAAAAACUUGUUGACCAACUUCCACGGUAUGGACUUCACUUCAGAUAAAUUAAGAUCAUUAGUUAGAAAAUGGCAAACUUUGAUUGAAGCCAAUGUUACUGUUAAAACUUCAGAUGACUACGUUAUCAGAGUUUUCGGUAUUGCCUUCACCAAACGUCAAGCUAACCAAAUCAAAAAAACUACUUAUGCUCAAUCAUCUCACAUCAGAGCUAUCAGAAAAGAAAUGGUUAACAUCAUCACCAAAGAAGUUCAAAACUCCACUUUAGCUCAAUUAACUUCAAAAUUGAUUCCAGAAGUUAUUGGUCGUGAAAUGGAAAAAGCUACCAAAGGUAUUUUCCCACUACAAAACGUUCACAUCAGAAAAGUUAAAUUAUUAAAACAACCAAAAUUUGAUUUAGGUUCAUUAUUAGCUUUACACGGUGAAGCUUCAUCUGAAGAAAAAGGUAAAAAAGUUGCUGGUGGUUUCAAAGAUGAAAUUUUAGAAACUGUCUAA